AUGAUACUUGAUAACUGGAUACUUAUUACACUGUGCAUCCUUGUCGCUGCAUAUAAAAACCUACCCUUCGUGUGGUUUAUUCGUUUCCUUCGAGCUCUAAUCACACGGCUUUUCAUAACCCCAAUCACACACAAGGAACUCAGCCCAGAAUGCCUUUUUCUUCCAGCAGUCCAUCGCAUGCGAUCCCCACUCACAGAAUGCGACUACAACAUCCACAAGUCCAACUCGACCUACUUCACCGAUCUCGACAUCUCCCGCGGCAAUCUGAGUCUCCUGCUAUUCAGCCAACGCCUGUCGUUCCGCCCUACUCCAACGACUGCAGUCAUGAUCCUGAGCGGAGUGCAGAUCGUCUUCCGCAGAGAGAUUAAGCCCUACCAGCCGUACGAAGUCUGGUCCCGGGUUCUCAGCUGGGACGAGAAAUGGAUCUACAUUGUGUCGCAUUUUGUGAAGAGAGGCGCAUUCCCCCAUCGCAGGUUCUUGCUGCAGCCGAAUACACCCGGGGACCGUACACGGCCGAAGCCUGGUACCGAUACAUCGCCGGAGAAACAGGUGUUCGCAUCCGCUGCGUCCCGGUAUGUGUUUAAGCAGGGGCGUAAGACUUUUCCGCCGGAGCAGAUGCUUGUUGAAUGUGGUCUUUUACCUUCUAAGGAUAGUAUGUCUGAAGGCGAGGGAGUGGCUACGUGGAGCGGGAUUGAAGAGCGGAGAAAGCGGGAUUUGGAAGCUGCGCAGUUGAAGAUCGGAUGGGAUGCCGUGCAUAAUACUUUUGAUGGGGAUGCUACUAAGGUGCUGGGUCGGUAUACUGAUCUCCUGUGGCGAUGA
This is a messenger RNA of Aspergillus pseudonomiae, 819 nucleotides long. RefSeq names its product acyl-CoA thioesterase. NCBI's taxonomy places the organism in Eukaryota, Fungi, Ascomycota, Eurotiomycetes, Eurotiales, Aspergillaceae. The transcript is spliced from 2 exons. Bases 1 to 819 code for a protein of 272 amino acids. The record is from RefSeq and is a predicted model, not a curated record.